AUGUUUCUAGGCUCCUCAGCGUCAGCGGAUACAUGGGUCUUCUGGAUCCAUGCGAGCAACACGGCCCGCUGCGAGAAAAGCCUCCGUGACCUUGCGGAUCGAGUCAAGAUUCUAGGGCGGCAGGAUCGCACGGCUAAUAUAUUCCAACUCGUCGGGAAUUGGCUACAGGACGAAAAGAUCGGAAAAUGGAUUCUCAUCCUCGAUAACGUCGACGAUGACGGGCUCCUCCGCAAACCUUCGGCGACCGCUCAGGAGGGCCAGGCAAAUAGCCAGACUAAUGCCUCGACGCAGCCACCGCUAAGGUACCUCCUCGAAAGCUCAAAUGGCUGCAUCAUUAUCACAAGUCGGAAUAGAAGAGUAGCGCUGGACAUCGCCGGUCAGAAGAACAUCAUUGCAGUUCAACAAAUGAAGAAGGCCGAAGCACUGGAUCUGCUGCAGAAGAAGCUGCACACACCUGGGGAGCUUGAGGAUAUGGGGCAUCUAGUUGAGGCGCUCGAAUUGAUGCCACUCGCGAUCGUACAGGCCGCUGGCUAUAUCACACAUCGAUCACCCCGUUGCUCUGUGUCGCAAUACCUAAAAAAAACCCAGAAUAGUGAUCGCGAAGCAGUACGGCUUCUCGAUCGGGAAGCAGGUCUUCUUUACCGAGACUGGGAGGCCAAGAACUCUAUUGUGCUCACGUGGCAAAUAUCCUUUGACCAUAUUCAAGGUGUAAGACCAUCCGCAGCGGGCCUGCUCUCUCUUAUGAGCUUUUUCGACCGGCAGGGAAUCCAGGAGAGUGUUCUCCGAGUUCCGGAAACCCAGGAAAUGAAUGGGAAUUUGUGUCUGCAGAAGGAUGAAGAUAGUUCUAGUGGAGAGGAUGGAGACAGUGCGUCUGACUCUGACGCAGAUCAGCGUUUUGAAGAUGAUAUCACAACACUUAGCGACUACUCACUGAUUUCGUUCGGAGAACGCAGCGCAGUGCUCACCAUGCAUCGACUUGUGCAAUUAACCGUGCGCACGUGGUUAAAAACUCAUGGCCAGCUUGAGCUGUGGAAGGAACGAUUCAUCAGCAAUUUAUGCCAGAAGUUUCCGACCGGUGAAUUUGAAAAUUGGGAACAGUGUCGGUCGCUCUUUCCACAUGUGAAAUCUGCUAUGUCGCAACGGCCAGACUCGCAAGAGUCUGUUCUACAAUGGGCUACGCUGCUUUUCAGAGGUGCAUGGUAUGCGCAGGAAAGCGGCAAUAUUACGGACGCGAGGGAGAUGGCAUCGAAAUCGAGGAAGCAGAGAGUGAGAUUAUUGGGUGUAACCGAUGAAGACGCCCUUUGA
Messenger RNA from Penicillium riverlandense, 1305 nucleotides. RefSeq lists its product as uncharacterized. The transcript has 2 exons. The record is from RefSeq and is a predicted model, not a curated record. NCBI's taxonomy places the organism in Eukaryota, Fungi, Ascomycota, Eurotiomycetes, Eurotiales, Aspergillaceae. Bases 1 to 1305 code for a protein of 434 amino acids.